GCGGGGGUUCUCUCUAGGAACCGAGGUCGGUAGCUAACGGGUGGCUGAGGGCAUUUACUGCUGUGUUCUAAGCGCGCUGCUAUUAAACGUGUUACUGGGAGCUCUUACUGUCGCUGUAGUGAGCUUUUGCGAUCAGCUAUUGCAGCUUCGUGGGGCUUUAUGAGCGUUGGACUUGAGGGCAGUGAGGCCCUGUCACUGCCCAGAGCUGUGGGUGCCCCAUCCCUGGAGGUGCCUGAGGCCAUGGAUGGGCCCUGGGCAGCCUGAGCUGGGGGGCAGCCAGCACACGGCAGGGAUGGGCAAUCUGUAAGGUCCCCUCCAUCCUCAGCCACUCUGUGAUUUCCAUCUUAAGAAAUAUUGAGAAGGAUCCCCCUGGCUGGAGGUGGAGCACAAACGUCUGUGUUUUCCUACAAUAAUAACUCAAUUUCUUUGGCACCUUUUAUCUCUGUAGUGUAGUUUACUAACUUUUGCAAUGGAAAUCUAAUUCAGCCCGUGCUGAGAAUGGAGUCCCAGCCUCUGCUGAGCACACCCAGCAAGUUUCCCAGCUGGACCUUGCUGCUGGCUGUUUGCUCUGUGGGAAUUGGAGGGACCUUUCAGUACGGAUAUAACGUUUCCAUUAUCAAUGCCCCCACUCAGCACAUACACAAGUUCUUAAAUGAAACCUGGGCCAGUCGUUAUCACGUGGAGCUCGAUCCAGAUCUGCUGACUUUUCUUUGGUCUGUCAUUGCUUCUGUCUUCUCACUUGGCGGCCUGUGCGGAGCCCUUAUCGGAGGCAGCAUGGCAAUUCAGCUUGGCAGGAAAGGAGCUCUUCUGAUGAAUAACGUUAUAGCCAUACUGGCUGCCAUUUUAAUGGGGGUCAGUUUUCCAGCAGGAUUGUUUGAGUUACUGAUCGUUGGAAGGUUUUUGAUUGGCAUUAAUUCAGGUGUUGGGCUCUGCGUGCAGCCCUUGUACCUUGGGGAGGUUGCCCCAAAACAUCUCCGAGGAGGCAUGGCCAUGGGUAGUUCCAUCUUUCUGACUGGGGGCAUUCUGAUGGGACAAAUAAUUGGUUUGAGGGAAAUAUUGGGUGCAGAAGCGUAUUGGCCUCUUCUGCUCUCUAGCAGCUGUGUUCCAGCCUUUGCCCAACUUUUAUUCCUGCCAUGGUUUCCUGAAAGUCCCAGAUAUCUUCUUAUUGAUAGAGGUGAUGAGCUGAGCUGUGCCCAAGCUCUGAGGCGAUUUCACGGCUCUUCACGGUUCCAAAGGGAGAUGGAAGACAUACAGAGGGAAUGUUUUGCCUUGGAUGGGGAGAAACCCAAGAAGCCCUGGCAACUCUUCACUGAUCGCGCUGUGAGAUGGCAGCUCGUCACUGUCAUUGUGAUGACUAUGGGCCAGCAGCUCAGCGGGAUAAAUGCUAUUUAUUUCUAUGCAACCUACAUUUUCAAGCAAGCUGGGAUCUCGACCGAAAAAAUCCCCUAUGUGACACUCGGCACCGGCGCUUGUGAAUGCCUCACAGCACUCACCUGUGGUUUUCUUAUAGACCGCGUGGGAAGAAGAUAUCUCCUCCUCGGGGGAUACCUCCUCAUGACCCUCUGGAGCAUUGUUCUGACGUUCUCUCUGACUUACCAGGAGCUGUACUCGUGGGCGCCUUACGUGAGCAUGGCGUCGAUAUUUGCCUUCAUACUGAGCUUUGGGUUGGGACCAGGUGGCAUCACCAACACGCUGACAGCGGAAAUAUUUGUGCAGUCGUCGCGUCCCGCUGCCUGCACCAUUGGAGGGACUGUUAGCUGGAUUAGUUUCUUCACCGUUGGAAUGCUUUUUCCCUUUAUAGUGAAAGGACUGAAGCAGUACUGUUUCGUGGUGUUCUUACUGGAGUGCUCCUUAGUUGCUGCCUUCAUCUUCCUCGUAAUUCCUGAGACAAAAAACAAAUCUUUUCUGGAAAUCAAAAAGGAAUUUCACAAACUUAAUUUUGGAGGAAAGAGCAAAGAAAAGGAAACAGAACUUAAUGAAAGAAGCCAACUCCAUGAUGAAUAUUAAAAGAAAGUGUAAUUUUGCAGCUGUAACAGAACAACCUUAAUGAGAAUUACAAAUGCUGUCCUCUAAAUUAGCACUGUAAUGCUAUGAACAAGUAGUUUGUUACUUCCUCCUGCAUAUUUAGAGGAAGUUUUACCUGCUUUUAGUUAAUCUUUCUAAAACACUGUUAACACAGAUACUGCUGAACUGCUGUUAGAACAUGUUCUGUACAGAAGGCUCGAUGUUUAGAUAAAACUUGAUGAUGUAAGAGUACAGAAAUGGGGGUAGGGGUUGUUAAAUGAAUUCCACUCCCCACUGCCUCCAGCAGAUGCCUUUGGAUAGGCACUCUACUGCAGUAACUCUUUCAGUUCUAAGCUCCUUCUUCAGAUCCAAGCAUCAAGCAUCUGUUAGUGCUUCACUGAAGAAUAUAUAGCUUGUAGUCUGAGGUGUUCAACCCAAACAGGAACUGACCCACUGCAGAGCUGGUAUUUGAAAUACUCUACUCAGUACAUUAACUUGAGGUCUUUAGUUGCUGCUUUUUAAUUUAAAUAACCUCAGUGUAAGAUGUAAGGACAUUAAAUCCCUGCUGGUUCUCCUGCAAUGACAUAGGCAGUCCAUCUCAAAGUAAUCAAGGCAGUACGACACCAAUGCGAUUUCUCUUUAUUAGAUUGUCUUAACUAGCAUUGAGGUUUAGUAGAAAGGUUUGUUUCUUAGAACAGUAAUAAUAAAACAGUUCCUGGUGUUUGA
Messenger RNA from Numida meleagris (helmeted guineafowl), 2730 nucleotides. RefSeq names its product solute carrier family 2, facilitated glucose transporter member 11-like. The record is from RefSeq and is a predicted model, not a curated record. Gene Ontology annotation, molecular function: hexose transmembrane transporter activity. The coding region runs from base 499 to 2007 and encodes 502 amino acids. Gene Ontology annotation, biological process: monosaccharide transmembrane transport. Lineage: Eukaryota; Metazoa; Chordata; Aves; Galliformes; Numididae. Gene Ontology annotation, cellular component: membrane. The transcript has 12 exons.